Stomoxys calcitrans (stable fly) is the source of this 832-nucleotide messenger RNA. RefSeq lists its product as uncharacterized. Bases 264 to 800 code for a protein of 178 amino acids. The transcript has 4 exons. Lineage: Eukaryota; Metazoa; Arthropoda; Insecta; Diptera; Muscidae. The record is from RefSeq and is a predicted model, not a curated record.
UCACAGUCGCUUCAAUAGUCCGAAGCUGUAGAAGAGUAGUGAAAUCGGUUCUCUCCCAUCAAAAAGAAAAUAAAAUAAAAAAAAACAAAACAAGAAGAAAAUAAUAGUCAAUGUGUUCAUAUUCAAAAUAAGAGUUUAAAACUAUCAAAAAAAAAAGAAAAAUAUCCUACAAAUAUUAAAAAGACAAUAAAAAAGAGUGCAAAUAAAAUGAAAAGUAAUUGAACUAAAAAAAAAUUACAUUGAAACUCACAAAAUCAUAUUGAAUGGUGACUUUACAAGGAGCAAAUCUGAGUGAACAUUUUCAAAAUCUCAAAACUGUGCAACAUCAAUUGUUGCAGUUCAAUGACUCUUGCCUAGAAAUCAAUAAAACCGAGUUGAUUUUCUAUAAAAAACAAGUGAUUCUCAAUAUUCUGGAAAUUUGUCAAGACUGUACAAAGAUGGCAGCUUUACCACAGGGUGCAUUUUUUGCAUGCAAGCUACGUGAGCAAUAUAGAGAUCGUGACCUUAUAGUAUCACGUGUCAAAUCUGGAGGUGAAAAGAAUGAUGCCAAAUUUUUUAGCGGAAAUAAAAAGCUAAUGGAAUACAGCCCUGUUAAGUAUAAUGAAAAGCUAAUGAACUCUAUCUGGGGCUUAUAUAAUCGCUAUUCUCCCCAUAACAUAAAAAGCAAUGAAAUCGCUUCCCAAAAUAAUAGCUAUAAUCAGCAGCAGCAGAAAUCAGCUGCUGCUGCUAACCAGACCAUUGCUCCAAAUAUGGCAAUGGCUGUUACAUCCAGCAUGGAGUGGAGUUAUAAUAAAAAAUGAUAUGUUGACUGAUUUUAAAAUCUAAUUUUAUU